AUGGAGAUUAGGCUUGUCGCCUGCGAGCGUAUGUCAGGGACACAAUGCUCGAAAAAGACUCCAUUGAGUUUGUGCUUCGUGAAGCAGCCUGUCUGCAAUGGAGAUGAGGCUUGUCGCCUGCGAGCGUAUGUCAGGGACACAAUGCUCGAAAAAGACUCCAUUGAGUUUGUGCUUCGUGAAGCAGCCUGUCUGCAAUGGAGAUUAGGCUUGUCGCCUGCGAGCGCUUGUCGCCUGCGAGCGUAUGUCAGGGACACAAUGCUCGAAAAAGACUCCAUUGAGUUUGUGCUUCGUGAAGCAGCCUGUCUGCAAUGGAGAUUAGGCUUGUCGCCUGCGAGCGUAUGUCAGGGACACAAUGCUCGAAAAAGACUCCAUUGA
This is a messenger RNA of Prunus armeniaca (apricot), 375 nucleotides long. The record is from the annotation of a GenBank genome assembly. Lineage: Eukaryota; Viridiplantae; Streptophyta; Magnoliopsida; Rosales; Rosaceae.